UACCUAUCAUAAAGUAACAAGGGUGUACUGUACAAUGGUGCAUCCCCUAGCUCAUUUGGUAGGGCAUUAGAGCGUUCUCUAAUUAUACCAACACAUUCAUUUAUUUUCAGGAUUGAUGUCUUCCUAGGAGCUCAGCUGUGAUUUGACGAUGUGGAUGCCGACUCACAUUCAGCUAACAGUACAGAGGGCCAGGGGCCUUCUGACCAAGGGAAAACAUGGAACCAACGACUGCUUUGUGGUGAUGAGCCUGGGGAAGGAGAAAUUCCAGACUUCCGUCAAAGAGAAGGCCCCGCCGGACGUGACGUGGUGCGAGGAGUGUGAACUCACCAUCCCCCAGCAGGGCAACACGGCCGAGAUCAAGCUGACGGUGCUGCACCGCAACUUCCUCGGCGUGGACGAGUUCCUGGGCCAGACGAGCGUGGCGCUCUCGGACCACGACGCCUACGAGACGCCCCGCAGCCGGUGA
Messenger RNA from Amphibalanus amphitrite, 466 nucleotides. RefSeq names its product rab11 family-interacting protein 2-like. The coding region runs from base 149 to 466 and encodes 105 amino acids. Gene Ontology annotation, biological process: regulated exocytosis. Gene Ontology annotation, molecular function: small GTPase binding. NCBI's taxonomy places the organism in Eukaryota, Metazoa, Arthropoda, Thecostraca, Balanomorpha, Balanidae. The record is from RefSeq and is a predicted model, not a curated record. Gene Ontology annotation, cellular component: intracellular membrane-bounded organelle. The transcript is spliced from 3 exons.